UUCUCAGUCAUCCUCACUACGGGAAAAGAACGAAGUCGUGGCCGAAAGACUUUGAAGCUACUGUCUUUCUGCGGUGUUGCCGGAUUAUUUUGAUAGGCAUUUUACAGUUGCUGGUUUAGCGAACGAGAACAAAGGAACUAGGAUCGUUUGCAGACAUUUUUAUUUCGUUUCGACUUGAAAUUCAGUUGGAAAUAUGUCUUUUUAAUUCAGCAUGGAGCAACAAUAAGCGUCGGCAUGCACAGUGCAAGGCAAAACGUAAACUAUUCCAUCUUUACAACUGCUAAGCAGUUGGGCUCUAAUACCGUCCGCGGUAUUGCGGUGAGCCAACCAAUACCUCUCCUUCUCGAUCGAAGGAAACAAACACUGGCAAGUUAACCUGCUAUUUCAGUGUUCUGUUAGUGUUUUUUUUUCUCGGAAACCGUCACCUCUCGCUAAAGCUAGAUAAUCCGCCAUGAAACCCCAAGACAUCUUAGUGGGAAAAAACAGCCUGUGGAUCUUCGGAUAUGGCUCGUUAGUCUGGAAGCCUGACUUUAAGUAUAAAAAAAGCAAUGUCGGAUACAUUACGGGCUACAAAAGACGUUUCUGGCACGGGGACAACUUCCAUCGAGGAGACGAUGAAAUGCCCGGAAGAGUUGUGACGCUCAUCGAAGAUGAUGACGCGUGCACAUGGGGCACGGCUUUUGAGGUCAUUGGCGCACAAAUGGAGGAGUGUCUGAAGUACCUGAACAUGAGGGAGUCUGUGAGGGGCGGGUACAUUACCAAGUUGGUUGAAUUCUUCCCUCAUGGCCAAAAUCAAACACCUGUUCCAGCUGUGGUUUACAUUGCCACCCCUGAAAAUCCAAUGUACCUGGGACCAGCAAGUCCAGAGGAAAUUGCAGCCCAGAUAAUUGUUUGCAAAGGCAACUCGGGGCACAACAUUGAGUACCUGCUUCGCCUGGCUGAGUUCAUGAGGACCACCUGUCCAGAUGUAGAGGACACCCAUCUGUUCUCUAUAGAGGCAGCUGCCCUGACCCUCGUGCCUAUAUUAUUGGCAUCCUAAAAGUCUGUACUUGUUGUGUAAGCCUACAUGCUGUAAUUGUUCAACACUCCAUUCUGUGUAGUGUGUGUCUGUGUAAUAUGACUUGGUGCUUGUAUGCACCCUGUGUGCGCAUCUCCAUUGGAGAUUCACAAAGGAAAGUAAAGGGAAGUCUUUGAUGUUAUGUAUUCAUUAAGCACUGCAAGUGUAUGGCACUGCUGUUGUGUGGACCUGAUGAAUGUUUAACUUGGUCAAAACUGGUCCUGUGAGCUAUUUUUAAAAGAAACUUCUGCUCAUUAAAACACGUGUGCAGCCAAAAUAAAAAUCAAGGCAUGAA
Messenger RNA from Sardina pilchardus (European sardine), 1352 nucleotides. Its product is annotated as glutathione-specific gamma-glutamylcyclotransferase 1-like. The record is from RefSeq and is a predicted model, not a curated record. Gene Ontology annotation, molecular function: glutathione specific gamma-glutamylcyclotransferase activity; gamma-glutamylcyclotransferase activity. Gene Ontology annotation, cellular component: cytoplasm. The coding region runs from base 452 to 1039 and encodes 195 amino acids. Gene Ontology annotation, biological process: glutathione catabolic process. NCBI's taxonomy places the organism in Eukaryota, Metazoa, Chordata, Actinopteri, Clupeiformes, Clupeidae. The transcript is spliced from 3 exons.